CAGGCGCGCAUACGCGGAAGUUUUUAUUAACAACGUGGGUCCACAAGAAGCCUAUUAUUGGUACAAUGCUCUCAAUGAAGGACCUUAAACAGCGAGAUGCCUCUCUUUUCCUGGAAGUUAGUUGCCAAGAUGAUUCACCAAGUCUUCCCCUGCACUCCUCCAUCGUCUUAUUCCUCUUGUCAUACUGUGAGUGCAAAUCAUUCAAAGUCCACCUGGUCUCCAGCAAUCCCCACAGCUCUCAGACGCUUCGCAGUCAGCUGCCAGAGUUCCUAGACGUGCGGGUCGUAGUGAUGGAGAGUCUUCCCCUGCUGGUGCAAGGCUGCCGCCUGCCUGCCGUGCUUGACGAGAGCGGGAGGCUUUGCAGGGCAGGACUGGCUGUGGUUCUGAGGCACAUCAUCAACAAGAGCAUCGAAACUGAGCCAUCCAGGAACGAUGUACAGGCUCUGCUGGGCUUCAAGAAAACCUGUCUCAAAGCCUGUGCUGAGGUGAGCAAGUGGACCAGACUCUGUGAAAUCGACAUCCCGUCCGCUGUUGAGGAGCACCUCCGAAAUCCCAGCAGCCAUGAGCCUUAUCCAACGCCCUCUGCCAUCCUUUCAUUGGAGCAAAGGCUAGCCGAGCCUGUCAAAGUCCACAACGACGACAAAAUCCGCCGACAGAAGCUCAAGCAGCUUAGACAAAACGGGAAUGUUUCCUCUGCUGAGAGAAGCGUGCAUUCAGACCUGGGUGAGGGACUGGAACUCAAAGCUGCUCUGGCAAAGCUGUCUAUUGCCGCAGCUCCGAUUCCGACCACUAGGGAGAGCUGUGAGAUUAGAAAAGUCAAGACCAACGACCUGCCUGUGCUGGAGCACGUGUUUGCUGAGGGGCUGUAUUUCACUCUGACUGAUGUGGUCUUGCUGCCUUGCAUCCAUCAGUAUCUGUCUUCCAUUGACUCCCAUGCUGCCAGCACUCUGCAAAGCCUACCCCACUUGCUGGGCUGGUACAGCCGCGUUCAGAAGGUCCCCGGGGUCCUUCGCGCCGCCGAAACCUGCGGGAUCAAGCUUAUCGUGCCCGAUAAGCUGCUGCCCAUCAUAGAUGGAACACCGGCUGAGAACAGCCCAGCAGGUCAUCUGGAGCAAGAAGAGGAGACCAGCAAACAGCUGCCUUUUGUCGGUGGACCCCGGCCCACUAUCACCAAACUUAAAGAAAGUGGCAUUGAAGCGGCCUUCUCGGAUCAUCCUUGCCCGGAGUGGUCGAUCCCGUGGGACAGCUUACCGGAAGCCAUCAACCCCACUGAAGGGAAAAUGUCAAACAUCCGCACAGUUAGGAAGAGGCAGCAGCUGAAUAACUUGGUUGCCAUGGUGACCCAACUAGCCAAACCAGGAUGCACUGUUGUUGAUUUCUGCAGUGGAACAGGCCACGUGGGGAUUGUUUUGGCCCAUGCCCUCCCACAGUGUCAGGUCAUUCUCAUAGAAAAUAAGGAAGAAUCUCUGAUCAGGGCGCACGUUCGCAGCGCUGAGCUCGGACUAGAAAACAUUGGCUUCAUUCAGGCCAACUUGGAUUAUUUUACUGGACCCUUUCAUGUCGGGGUUGCGCUCCAUGCGUGCGGCGUGGCGACGGAUAUGGUGAUGGAGCACUGCAUUCAAGCGAGGGCCGCCUUCGUCAUCAGCCCCUGUUGCUAUGGCUUCAUCCAGAACGCCGUUAAGUUCACCUUCCCGAGGAGCAAAAAGUUCCAGGACACGCUGACUUACAAGGAACACAUGAUACUCUGCCGCUUCGCCGACCAAACCGCUCUCCAGCUUCCUCCUGAGAGGCGACUAAUAGGAAAGCAAUGCAUGGGCCUCGUCGAUCUGGACCGCUCAUGGAGCGCAGAAUCACACGGCUACCGGGUGCGGGUAAUGACUAUGGAGCCUGAGACGUGCUCGCCGAAGAACAAUAUGCUGGUAGGAAGGCCCAGCUGGGAGGAUGACCGUACCUCAACAUGUGGGAGUCUUUAAAGGCACCUUCAUUGACUUUUUUAUGUUAACGGUAAAACAAACCAUCCUUAUAUUUUGGAUCAAUUUAAAAAAAAAAUUGAGCUUGUUCUUAAUGCCACUGUGUUUCAUUCGUGUUUAGUCUGAAAUUUGUCAAUCGAAUUUAACAACUGACAAAAUUGAUAAAAAAUCAGGCUCGUUCUUUUGUGUGUCCUGUUAAAGGGAACCUCAGACUUGUUGGCGCUAAUUAGCCACAAUUGUUCUCUUUUACUAAAAUAUGUUAAAUCGUUAAUAUUUAGUACAUGUUUUGACCUCCAGAAGGCGCCGUGCUUGCUUGGUUUACGCACACAAUGCACACCGGGGGUGAUGACCUGUUGGGAUGGACUAGGAGAAUAGCUGUGCUAGCUAGCAAGCGAAGCUAAUUUAAUUUGACGACAGGCAUGAUUUUGUCACAUUCUGCUGUUGGCCAGAUUGUUUUGCUACAGAGCUGUAAGAUGAGUUCCCAACGUCGUACCUGCAUCCAAUUCCAGCUCAUUAGCAGUGUCUUCAAACCGAUCCUAGACGGCUUGCCGAGAUAUUGACUUGCUGCCAUUUGACAGUUUGUAUAUCCCUUCGUUGCUAGUUGCAUCAUUUCCUUGUUUUUUAUUUCAUUUGUCUGCCUCCUACCGCGGUUUUCCCUGUUUUUUUUUUUUUUUUUUUUAUUGAUCCCAAUCUACUGUCACGGACCCUUUUUGAGUCAUUUUUUGAGUCCCUUUUCCCGAUCUCGUGUCUUUUGUUGCGUGUUCAAUAAACCUUUUUACGCAAUCCCUAUGUUUUUGUUGUCUGCUUGCUGUCUGAAGUGAGCCGCGUUUUCUAAUUCGGUGGUCAAACCAGCCAGACUUUCUUUUCAGUUGCGUUUCCCAUUCAGUUUUUACCGCACAGACAGACAACGCAUGUGGGUUGCGAUUGCUUUAUAAGGAAAAUCAUGCUGCUAAACUCACACAGAAGUAUAGUCCUUUGGUCUACGUGCUCGUCUGUCGCAUGGGAAAUGUGGGUUUGAAUCCAGCUGAAGACCUUGGUUUUAAUUGUUUUUGCUACUCGUUUUGUGAAAUAUCAGCAGUGCUGCCCUUCUAAUCACUUAUCCGCUCAGGUUCAAAAUGAAAGGACAGAACUGAACACGUUUAUGUAUUUAAAGAGUGACACCGUGGAAGUACGGCAGCGCUACCCAGUGACGUCACCGCCCAGAGUGCAAAUUUUUAAAAAUUAUAUAAAAACGAAAAUAUUGAGGGGUUUGAAUAUCAAAUUAUUAUCACUCAUACCAACAUUUACAGUGGUAUGAAAAAGUAUCUGAACCUUUUUGUAAUUUCUCACAUUUCUGCAUAAAAUCCCAAUCAAAUACGAUCUGAUCUUUGUGAAAAUCACACAAAUGAAAAAACAGUGCUUUAACUAAAACCACCCAAACAUUUAUAGGUUUUCUUAUUUUAAUGAGGAUAGCAUGCAAACAAUGACAGAAAGGAGAAAAAUAAGUAAGUGAAUCCUUUGUCUAAGGAGACUCAAAGAGCAAUUGAAACAAAUUUUUACCAAACAAUUUAAGUCAUGUGUGUGCUCAAUCACUGAUGAGUGGUUUAAAGCUGCCCUUCCCACUAUAAAACACACACCUGGUAAGAAUUGUCCUGAUGAGAAGCAUUGUCUGAUGUGCAUCCUGGCUCGGUCAAAGAGCUGUCUGAAGACCUGCGAUCAGGGAUUGUUGAUUUGUAUAAAGCUGGGAAAGGAUACGAAACCAUCUCUAAAAGUCUGAAUGUUCAUCAAUCGACAGUCACACAAGUUGUCUAUAAAUGGAGAGAGAUUGGCACUGUUGCUUCUCUCCCAAGGAGUGCCCUUGGCAAUGUUACUUCUCUCCCAAUGAAUGCCCAUCCACCAGAGAUGACGCCAAAAGUUCAGUGCAGAAUACUCAGAGAGGUAAAAAUGAACCUUAGAGUGGCUGCUAAAGACUUACAGAAAUCACUGGCACAGUCCAAUAUCUGCAGAGCCCUCCAUAAUUAUUGGCACCCUUGGUUAAGAUGUGUUUUUUAGCUCUUAAUAAUUUUAAAAAAAAUCAAAUAAUAUGGGACCGUAAUGGGAAAAAAGAGAGAAAAAUCCA
Corythoichthys intestinalis (scribbled pipefish) is the source of this 4068-nucleotide messenger RNA. It is a transcript of the gene gstcd, whose product is annotated as glutathione S-transferase, C-terminal domain containing. The transcript has 12 exons. Gene Ontology annotation, cellular component: cytoplasm. The record is from RefSeq and is a predicted model, not a curated record. Lineage: Eukaryota; Metazoa; Chordata; Actinopteri; Syngnathiformes; Syngnathidae. The coding region runs from base 66 to 1973 and encodes 635 amino acids.